Messenger RNA from Helianthus annuus (common sunflower), 580 nucleotides. Its product is annotated as NADH dehydrogenase [ubiquinone] iron-sulfur protein 5-B. The transcript has 2 exons. The record is from RefSeq and is a predicted model, not a curated record. Bases 117 to 368 code for a protein of 83 amino acids. Gene Ontology annotation, biological process: mitochondrial respiratory chain complex I assembly. NCBI's taxonomy places the organism in Eukaryota, Viridiplantae, Streptophyta, Magnoliopsida, Asterales, Asteraceae.
AUAAUGACCCAAAAUAAAAGUUAGGAGGCCCAUAAUCAAACACAGAGUGGUGAAGGGGCGACAAUUCACAUCAUCUUCAACCUCGGUUAGGUUCAGAAAGAUCAAAAUCAGAAUCAAUGGCGUCAGGAUGGGGGAUAACCGGAAACAAGGGAAGAUGCUACGACUUCUGGAUGGAUUUCAGCGAGUGUAUGUCUCGUUGCAGAGAACCCAAAGACUGCUCUCUUCUCCGUGAAGACUAUCUCGAGUGUCUUCACCACUCUAAAGAGUUUCAACGACGAAACCGGAUUUACAAAGAGGAACAACGUCAGAUAAGAGCUGCUGCACAGAAGGCAAAAGGUGGGGAUGGAGAUGGAGUUCCGCAUCAUUAGUGUAAAAUUAUCAAAUUUUCCGGUUUACAAUAAUGGUUGAGGUGUGCAAUCUAUUUUAUUUCUUGAAAGGUGGCGCAAUUUUGUGUGCCUCUUUAUUGUUUCAAGUGAUUGAGUACUUGUCAAUUUUCAUCAGCAACAUCCUAAUGAUAUUGUUAAAUUGAGUGUUUGAGCACAUUAUUUUAUAAUCUUAAUCAUAGCCCUUUUUUGUGUUA